Molecule: messenger RNA, 942 nt
Organism: Erigeron canadensis
Lineage: Eukaryota; Viridiplantae; Streptophyta; Magnoliopsida; Asterales; Asteraceae
Product: bifunctional pinoresinol-lariciresinol reductase 2-like
Exons: 4
Coding region: 1-942 (313 amino acids)
Molecular function (GO): oxidoreductase activity
Source: RefSeq, a predicted model, not a curated record
AUGGACUUAGGAAAGAGCAAAGUUUUGAUCAUUGGGGGGACUGGAUACAUAGGAAAGUGGCUAGUAAAGGCCAGUUUAGAACAAGGUCACGAAACAUACGUUCUCAGACGACCCGAAGCCGGCUUUGACGUCGAGAAAAACCAGAUGCUGCUUUCCUUCAAGAAGCAUGGAGCCCAUCUCAUUACAGGUUCGUACAAUGAUCAUCAGGGCCUCGUUAAAGCCAUGAAGCUAGUAGACGUGGUGAUAUGUGCCAUAUCUGGUGUCCAUGUUGGUAAUCAAAUCCUUCUUCAACUCAAACUUAUUGAUGCCAUCAAAGAGGCUGGAAAUAUUAAGCGAUUUGUGCCGUCCGAGUUCGGGACGGAUCCAUCAAGAAUGGCGGAUGCAUUGGAACCAGGACGAGCAACGUUUAACGAGAAAAUGGUAGUAAGGAAAGCAAUUGAAAAUGCUGGGAUUCCGUUCACAUAUGUAUCGGCAAAUUGCUUUGCCGGUUAUUUUGUUGGAGGGUUGUGUCAAUAUGGCCACAAUCUUCCUUCAACCGAUUCUGUUAUCUUGUAUGGAGAUGGUAAUCAGAAAUCCAUAUUUGUCUAUGAAGAUGACAUAGCAGCAUAUACUAUAAAAUCUAUAGAUGAUCCUCGCACUCUUAACACGACGAUCUAUCUCAGACCUUCCGCAAACAUUCUUUCACAACGAGAACUUGUUGAAAUCUGGGAGAAGCUCAUUGGCAAACAACUUCAAAAGUCAUGUCUUCCGGAACAAGAAUUUCUCAAUAUCAUAAAAGUGAAAGACUAUGCUGAACAGGCAUCGAUGAAUUACUACUACCAUUUCUUUUACCAAGGCUGCCUGGCAAAUUUCGAGAUCGGAGAUGAUGCUGAAGAAGCUUCUAGUCUCUACCCAGAAAUCAAAUACACUAAAAUGGAAGACUACCUCAAGCAAUACCUUUGA